CACGCUUAAAAGAAUCGUGCGUCGCGCCCGUCUGAAGAUCACUCCCACCCACAACCCUUGUAAGCGGGAUCGUUUCCUACUCGGUAGUGGAGCCACGGAGGCUUAAACAAUUUUGAGGAGUCUGACGAUGGGAUCUGCGCAUUUCAGAAUCGCUUGCUGUUGUUUGUUUCGUGCUCCUGGCUAUCACACAACAGGGGCAACCCAUUUGUUUGCUCGAUGCCACUAACGCGGCAGCAUUUGUGACACCGCAGCAGAAAUCAUUUCUGGAUGGGUGCAAAGGCAGAGGGAGCCUUUAUCGACGAAGAAUUUGCCCCUAACGCCUCCCAUGCCGCGUGGCAUUGUUAACCAAAUCCCGUUCCUAGUUGGAGGUAAGAUUCUACUAAACCCUGGCUUUGGACAAGCUCCAGCGCCACAGCACACAUGGGAGGGUUUCAAUGGCCAGCAUCGCAUGGGCCUGGAUGGUAGGUUGGGUUACCUCAAUCAGGGUGCUGGCACAAGCUUGCUAGAGUCCAGCUGUUGCGCCAUGUCAGCGACAGCGUUGCAGGUGAAUCGCGAUGAGACAGAGAGUUCCUCAAGGAGCUGAAGCCCCAUAUUGAGGUAACCAGAGUGAGAUGUUCAGAUGUAGAUGGAGCCUAAACAAGGCAGUUUAAUGGGGCUUUUGUCAUAGCUUAUAUCUAGCUCGGGUUAUCAAUCGAUGAUGGAGGUCUCAACGUGCAUCGUCCUCUAAACUUACUCUACCUAACAACGGCACCGCCGCCUCGCCCCAAAACGAACCCACUCGCCCUGCGUUUUCUUCAUUAGAUUUCGCCAUCACUACCUGGGCCUCUUUAACUUUCUUCUCCUUUUAACAUCCCACGGCACAAUCAACUUGGACAAUUAAAAGGCAUUACCUUUGAAAAUACCAACGGAAACUCCCAGACGAUUUUUUUGCGCCCUCAGCUUUUGUGCAAUUUCUCCAGAGUCUUAUCAGUCGUCUCAUAUCCACGUGCGCGCGUGCCGAGAGAAGCAGCAUCAAGGAACUCCCCAAUUCGCGCCGACCCUAAAUUAUUCUCCCAAAACAACGACACCAACUGCAUUGCUGAUAUUUGAUGGCUUCUUGGAAAUCGUUCUCGGUUCCGUCGUUUCGGCUGACGCAGCUCGCUCAAGAUGCAUAUGAACUCCCCCUACAAACACUCGCCAACACCCAUGAAUCGCACCCUUCCAUCGGGCAUCUUUGCCUACUCGUGUUCGAGGCUGUCCUCGAAGUAGUAUGUGUCAGUCUACCUGGUUACAUCGUUGCGCGACUUGGACACUUUGAUGCCGAGAAGCAGAAAUUCUUGGCUAAUCUAAAUGUGAUGCUAUUCACACCAUGCUUGAUUUUCACCAAGCUCGCCUCCCAGCUUAACGCUGAGAAGCUAUCCGAUCUCGCUAUCAUACCGGUCAUCUUCGUCGUCCAAACGUUUGUAUCAUGGGCUGUAUCAUAUGGCGUCGCAAAGCUGUUCCGAUUUAACAGGCGGGCAUCCAACUUCGUUACAGCGAUGGGUGUUUUCGGAAACUCUAACUCGUUACCUAUCUCCCUUGUUUUGUCACUCUCUCAAACGCUGAAAGGCCUGCAUUGGGACAAAGUUCCUGGCGAUAACGAUGACGAAGUUGGCGCACGUGGUAUUCUCUACCUCCUUAUCUUCCAGCAGCUUGGUCAGCUCGUCCGGUGGAGUUGGGGUUACCAUGUCCUUCUUGCCCCUAAGGAUAAAUACCCCGAGUACCGCGAGGAGAUUGCCGAGGAAGGCCAACGUUAUCACGAUGACGAGAAUCAGGAUGACCACCAGAAUGCGCCUCUCAUUGAUGGCCUCGACGGAGAAACAGAGGACGAGGGAGACAGCCACAGCAUCGAUUCGCAAAACUAUGAUCCUGCUGGCCGUACUCCUGUGGCAAAUGCCUCCAGAGUUUCACUGGCAGUCUCUAGCGAUGACGAAUAUCUGCCCAAAAAGCCGCAUCUCAAGAAUAACGAACAACAACCGGAUGUUGUUGCGCCCCUUAAUGGAAACGAAGGUAGCAUGGAUUCCUUCCCCCGUGUCCCAGCAUUGGAGGAUCAUGAAGAGCCGACUGGCAUCGCGGACCGGACUAAAUCUGCCAUUAAAUCGCCCUUUAUCCGUCUUGGAAAGGCAACAUCCCAAACCCUCAGCGACUGGUACCAGAAGUCUCCAGCUCCUGUCAAAUCUUGCUUGAAAUUCACGAAGCGAGUGGCCGGGAAAUUCAACAACUUUAUCUGGGAAUUCAUGAACCCCCCUCUCUGGGCUAUGUUGAUUGCCAUCCUCGUUGCCUCUAUCCCGGCUCUUCAACGACUCUUCUUUGAGGAGGGCUCUUUCGUCCAGAAUAGUGUGACCAACGCCGUUCGCUCUAGCGGAGAUGUCGCUGUCCCACUGAUCCUUGUUGUUCUCGGCGCCAAUCUUGCUCGUAAUACCAUGGCUAAAGACGAGGCUCUAGACCCUGAGGAAGAGCGCAUUGGCAACAAACUACUUAUUGCCUCACUUCUUUGCCGUAUGGUUCUACCCACUGCCAUCAUGGCUCCCAUGCUUGCGCUUAUGGCCAAAUAUGUACCCGUUAGCAUUCUUGACGAUCCAAUUUUUGUUAUCGUUUGUUUUUUGCUUACCGGAGCUCCCAGUGCCCUCCAGCUUGCUCAAAUUUGUCAAAUCAACAGUGUAUUUGAGAAGACAAUGGGCAGAAUCUUGUUCCAGAGCUAUGUCAUCUGGAUUCUUCCCUCUACUCUUAUUUUGGUAAUGAUGGCCCUCGAGGUUGUUGAGUGGGCUCGAUGAUGUGCCUGUCGUCUACAUACACUAGGCUGAGAAGUGAAAUGACCAUGUCUUUCAUGCGUCAAAUGCUAUCUGAUGAGUUUGUUUGAUCUGUCUUUACAGUUGUUUGUCUGCAAAGGCGUUGGGUGGCUGGAAUUGAUUGGGAUUCAGGAAAAUUUAUACUGGCUUGGCCUUGCGGCAACCUGGAGGCUCACAAAACUUGACCUGGUGGAAGGGCGAUAUGAUGUGGUUUUUUUUGUUUGCCUGCUUUUACUUCGUUGCGUGAGAAAGGCACUGGUAUUGAGGAAUUGAUCUUCAUGGUACCCUACCUGGAAUGCCUGUGCCUUGCGAAUAAUAGAGUGGUCAAUGUUAUCACAUUGAAUUGCCGAAACCAAUAGUGUACCUUACUUCAUCUUUGAAAACUGAUUGCUAAAGUACAAUGAUGAGGCUCUGGCAAAGGAUGUGGGGUUUGCGACCUGAUCAUUCUUGCUGAGUUCCGUUGACUAGGUGACCUUCUGGCACGAUCGCCCAGUCUCUUACGGUGCCCUUCCAAUCGCUAAUGCGUACAUCCUUGAUAUCGACCGAAACAACUCUUACUUCCUCACCAGCUACAAAGCAGUUGCGGCCUCCAUCCUCGACAGGUCCAUUGUCCCGCUGGAAAGGCUGCGCCGCGGACUCAUCGAAAGUAUUGUUCUCCAGAUGCUGCUCGCGGUAAUAUUUUUCCUCAUCUGUUCCGCUAGGCACUAGACGAGCAGCACCUCCUAUGGUUGCACUGAUGCUAGAGAGUGCUGAAGUGUUGAGGUUCAAGAGGAGUGAGGCGAGACUCGAUCGGUGCUCUGGGCCAGGAGAACCACCAGAUGGUCGGCGGCCGUGAGUAGGUGGUCGAUGGGAGACCCCUGAAAGUAUUGUAAGUAUGUUUUAGGGUUCACUAAUCUCGAACAUGAAAUAUGCGACUUACAAUCGUGGACAAGAAGGGAUACAUUGGGGUUGGCGACCAGGUUUGUGGUCUUCCGUGAUGCCGGGUUCGUAGUCAUGAUGAUAACGGGAUAGUUAGAAUAAGGUGACGAGGGAAGAUAUGUGUAGUUCAUUAGAGAGACAUGGGGCACGUUAUCGGUGCAUGUUGCCAAGUG
Molecule: messenger RNA, 3898 nt
Organism: Fusarium verticillioides 7600
Lineage: Eukaryota; Fungi; Ascomycota; Sordariomycetes; Hypocreales; Nectriaceae
Exons: 3
Coding region: 1089-2792 (567 amino acids)
Biological process (GO): transmembrane transport
Cellular component (GO): endoplasmic reticulum; membrane
Source: RefSeq, a predicted model, not a curated record